CCACUCGCUUGCUCCCCCUCUCCUCCGCCCACCUCCAUCGCUUCCACCCCCCACGAAGAGGAGGGCGCCGCCAUGACGACGCUGGGGAAGAGGCACAGGAACAGCAGCAGCUCGAUGCGGCGGACAACCAGCAUGUCGGGGUUCGCUGUGGCGGACGAGGAGGAGCAGCCGCCGCCCCCGCAGCAGGGGAUCUGCAGGCAGCCUGCGCGGGCGGCGAGAAGCGGCGGCCGCGGGGGUCCCGGGUGGGGCGCCGCCAUGCAGAGGAGGCACUCGGGGGACUUCGCCGUGGCGGAGACGGCGGCGUUCCUGAAGGCGUGCGGCAUCUGCAACCGCCGCCUCGGCCCUGGCCGCGACACCUUCAUAUACAUGGGUGAAGUGGCCUUCUGCAGCCAUGAGUGCAGACAACAGCAGAUGAACAUUGACGAGCUCAAGGAGAAGAAAUGCUUCCAGCAGGAAAGCGGCGGCGGCGGCGGCAGCGGCGGCUCUGACAAGUCCGGCAACAGCGGCGCCGUAGCUGCCGCCUAGCAUCGCCGGAGUAGAGAAAAGAGAGAAAUUUUGGCACCCUUAUAGGGAACCAAAUCUAUCAAUAUGUGGUGUAACUGUGUAUACUGGUGGUUCAGGUUAUGAGCCAAAAGGGGAGGGGGUGAUGUAGAGAUUGGAGUUGGGCUAGAUAAAAAUUUUCAGAUUGCAAUGCAUCUGUGGAGGAGAUGUGUUGAGCACAAGGGAGUAUUUGGUAUCCUGGAUGGAGCAGAUUAGGCCUUUGGAUUUGGAGCUGUUUUGGAAACUUCUGAAGGAUAGAACUUAAGUUCUCCAAAUUGUCGGAAAAUGUGCACCCCUCUUGAAUUUUUGAAAUACUUCUGCUGUUUCUA
Messenger RNA from Oryza brachyantha (malo sina), 869 nucleotides. Its product is annotated as FCS-Like Zinc finger 6-like. NCBI's taxonomy places the organism in Eukaryota, Viridiplantae, Streptophyta, Magnoliopsida, Poales, Poaceae. The record is from RefSeq and is a predicted model, not a curated record. The transcript is spliced from 2 exons. Bases 73 to 525 code for a protein of 150 amino acids.